Exserohilum turcica Et28A is the source of this 798-nucleotide messenger RNA. RefSeq lists its product as uncharacterized. NCBI's taxonomy places the organism in Eukaryota, Fungi, Ascomycota, Dothideomycetes, Pleosporales, Pleosporaceae. Gene Ontology annotation, molecular function: tRNA binding; S-adenosylmethionine-dependent methyltransferase activity. The transcript has 3 exons. Bases 1 to 798 code for a protein of 265 amino acids. Gene Ontology annotation, cellular component: nucleus; cytoplasm. Gene Ontology annotation, biological process: tRNA wobble uridine modification. The record is from RefSeq and is a predicted model, not a curated record.
AUGGCGCAGAAUGGUAGUGACGCGGUAGAAGGAGUAGGGGAAGCAGCAUCAUCGUAUGAAGUUCAGCACGUACACUCAGUAUAUGAAGAAAUCGCAGCGCAUUUCUCAUCAACGCGGUAUAAGCCCUGGCCAAUAGUAGAGCGGUUUCUCAAGGAACAGCGGGAUGGGGCGAUUGGCGCAGAUGUAGGGUGUGGCAAUGGGAAGUAUCUGGGUGUAAAUAACAAGGUGUGGAUUGUGGGGAGUGAUCGAUCCACCAACCUCGUCAAAAUCGCAAGGCAACAUGAACCGCACGAUGUCGUAGUGGCAGAUAACUUGUCUCUACCGCAUCCCAGUGGUGUCUUUGAUUUUGCCAUUUCCAUUGCCGUUGUGCAUCAUCUGUCAACACCAGCACGGAGAGUCGAAGCUGUCAAGUGUGUUUUGGAUCUCUUGCAACGACCUUUGUCGGACCAUGCAGGUGAGACUAAGCCUGGCACAGCGGGAGGCAAGGCGCUCAUCUAUGUGUGGGCGCUGGAGCAGAAGGACAGCAGGCGUGGGUGGGACGAGGGGCAUGAGCAGGACGUCAUGGUGCCGUGGGUGCUGAAGCAGAAGAAGGAGAAAGAAGCAAAGCGGAAAAAGAACAAGGUUGAUGGAGACGGGAGCGAAGACCAGAAGAAAGUCGAGGGGGACAAGACGUUCUUGAGGUAUUAUCAUUUGUACCGGAAAGGCGAGCUUGAGAGUGAUAUCGAGCAGGCGGGCGGCGUUGUACUCGAGUCUGGGUACGAAAAGGACAACUGGUGGGCUAUUGCGAGGCCCGGAUGA